AUGACUAACCCACAAGACAAUCCUGGAACUCCUCCAUCACCAUCUCCCUCAAAUUCAUCCAUACCUCCUUCACCCAGUACAUCUCCAAAACCUAGAUUGCGUAGGGUGAAAAUGCUUGCUCGAAAGACUGUAGCGUCUGGGGCUCUGAGGAAGAAAUUAAAUGAAACGUUGAAGGGAAUCCAAGACCAAAACUCCAGCUCCAGCUCUGAUUCUGAAUCAUAUCAAUCCGCUAUUGAGGGGGAAGCACCUAGGUCUUCUAACUCUGAAAAGACUCAAGAAUCUCCAUCUAAGAGAGAUGAACCUGUUUCAUCUACUGAAAAGACCCUAGCAGACCUACUGAAAGAGGUUGGGGCAAGCUAUGACCCAAAGAAACGCAGAACUCUCAUAACAAAAGCCCCCAAUGUUCCUAAACCUUCCAAGAAAAUAAAGGCUUCAUCCCCAACACCUACUACUUCUUCACUGCCAAGGGAUAGAGCCACAAGAAAUAGGGUGAAACAAAGUGAAACUGAUCCACAAAGGGCUUUAAAAGAGAGUAAGAAAAAGAAAAUGUAUAAAGGAAAGGGAAAAAUUGCAGAAUCCUCAAAGGCUGUUGAGGAAGAGGAGAUAGAACUGGUCCAUCAAGAAAGAGGUACAUCAGUGGAGGUUCUUACCCCCAAGCCUAAAAAGCCCAAGACCUCCUUCAAGAAGUCUUCCUCUGUGUCUGAGGCUGUUGAACCUACACUGGCCAAGAGGACAAGAUCUGUAGUGAAAAACAAACAAUCAAAAAUUUCUGAAGAUGAUGACUAG
Nicotiana tabacum (common tobacco) is the source of this 786-nucleotide messenger RNA. The record is from RefSeq and is a predicted model, not a curated record. NCBI's taxonomy places the organism in Eukaryota, Viridiplantae, Streptophyta, Magnoliopsida, Solanales, Solanaceae.